UCUUGGAGUAUGGAAUUUUUAUGGAAAAGAAGGUGGUAUCUUCAGCUCAGCUGUGUAUUGAUAUUGAAAUUGGUUUGUGCCAAUCUGGACUUUCAGAAGGAAACUCCAUCAAGCCUGGGUCAGAUUGACCAUCAGUGCUGGGAGGUGUCAUCCCAUGGGCUGGUGGAAAUGAAGAAACUCAAGGUAGCAGACACAGUCAUUGCUCUCUGGGACUUCAUGAUGUUCCUGAAGGAAUCCCCCAAGCCCAAGCACAAUGAACUUUUCAAUGAUUUAGCCCAGAACUUCUGGGAUAUGUACGUAGACUGUGUGCUCUCAAGAUCUCAUGGAAUGGGCAGAAGACAGCUAAUAUCUCCCAAAUAUUCUUCUACAUACUCACAUAGAACUUUAGAAGGUAACCACAGGAUAGGAUGUUAGUCUUUUAUGUACUAAUAUUAAACCGAAUCAUUGUUCUGUCUCUGAUUAUUUAGGCAGUUCAACAACGUCUUCUCCAUUUUUGUCUCCGCUUUUCAAAUGUAUUUGAGUCUUUCAACAGUAGCUACUAUCACAAUAAAAAGUUAAAAGUUAAAAUGAAUUAAAAGUAGUUAGGGUGCUAAAUUUCUGUGUUUAACAAAGUGCAA
This is a messenger RNA of Anas platyrhynchos (mallard), 617 nucleotides long. The record is from RefSeq and is a predicted model, not a curated record. Lineage: Eukaryota; Metazoa; Chordata; Aves; Anseriformes; Anatidae.